UCAUCGCCUUCAGCGUGAUAAGCAAACAGGAACUAAAGUGGUUAGAGACAUAUAGGCACACAGCUGAAAACAAGACCUGGGUCGAUCAAGGCUGAAUCUGUUGUGCUUUUCCUUUUCGCAUGACUCCUCAUGGAGCCAACAAACCUUCAGAAAGCUAUUGCUAUAGCACAGAAAGCUUCACAGGAGGACCAGGCCGGAAACUAUGAGGAAGCCAUCCGAUCCUACCAGCAUGCAGUCAAGUACUUUCUUCACAUUUUAAAACGUGAGCCUCAGGGGAAAGAUGGCAACCAGAAGAUUAGAGAUAAAUGUAAACUGUACCUGGACAGAGUGGAAAACCUGCAAGAGUACCUAGUAAAUAAAGAGAAAGCCAUUGAUCUUGCCAGCAAGGCAGCACAGGAAGACAAAGCUCAGAACUAUGACGAGGCUCUGCGUCUCUAUCAGGCUGCUGUUCAGUAUUUCCUUCAUGUGGUAAAAUAUGAAGCCCAAGGUGACAAGGCUAAACAGAGCAUCAGGGCGAAAUGUGCUGAAUAUUUGGACAGAGCAGAGAAGCUGAAGGAGUAUCUAAAGAAGAAAGAGAAAGCUCCUCCUGCUAAGCCUGUUAAAGAGUCACAGUCUGAGGACAAAGGGAACGAAAGUGAUGACGGUGAAGAUCCAGAGAAAAAGAAGUUCCAAAAUCAACUCUCAGGGGCGAUCGUCAUGGAGAAACCAAAUAUAAAAUGGAAUGAUGUUGCUGGUUUAGAGGGAGCCAAGGAAGCACUAAAAGAGGCUGUUAUUCUUCCAAUCAAAUUCCCACACCUUUUCACAGGAAAGAGAACUCCAUGGAGGGGGAUCUUGCUCUUUGGGCCUCCGGGAACAGGAAAGUCUUACCUAGCUAAAGCUGUUGCAACAGAGGCGAACAACUCAACCUUCUUCUCGAUCUCUUCAUCUGACCUUGUCUCCAAAUGGUUAGGAGAGAGUGAAAAAUUGGUGAAGAAUCUCUUCAGCCUUGCAAGGGAGCAUAAGCCUUCCAUCAUCUUCAUAGAUGAGAUCGACUCUCUGUGUGGUUCAAGAAGUGAGAAUGAGAGUGAAGCGGCUCGUCGUAUUAAAACAGAGUUCCUGGUUCAAAUGCAGGGUGUGGGGAAUGACAAUGAAGGUGUCCUUGUUCUGGGUGCAACAAAUAUCCCCUGGACUCUUGACUCUGCCAUCAGAAGAAGGUUUGAGAAGAGGAUCUACAUCCCGCUGCCUGAAGAGCACGCCCGCUCCUUCAUGUUCAAGCUCCAUCUGGGAUCCACACCCAACAGCCUCAAUGACUCUGACUUUAUAACUUUGGGCAAGAAGACAGACGGAUACUCAGGAGCCGAUAUCAGCGUUAUUGUCAGAGAUGCUCUGAUGCAGCCUGUCCGAAAGGUCCAGUCAGCAACUCACUUCAAACGGGUCAGAGGUCAAUCAAGAACCGACCCCAACAUUCUUAUUGAUGACCUCUUGACUCCUUGCUCACCCGGUGAUCCCAGCGCAAUUGAAAUGACCUGGAUGGAUGUCCCUGGGGAGAAGCUAUUAGAACCUGUGGUAUGCAUGACUGACAUGGUGAGGUCACAGGCCAGCACAAAGCCAACAGUCAACGAACAAGAUCUGGACAAACUGAAAAAAUUCACAGAGGACUUCGGACAGGAAGGCUAAGUUUGAUGAUGAAGCCAAACCAAAAGCAAGAGAAAUUCAUUGUCUAUUUACUGUUCUCGUCCUGUUUUCCUCUGUCUCAUUCUAACCAUUCUCUAGGCCUCAUGGGUUAUUCUGUUUUGCCAAUUUGGUAACCACAUACAGGGGUGGAAGAAAUUAUUUAAAUUGGUAUUUACUGUUGUCCAAAGAUUAAAGACUUACUACAUACAGCCGUCUAGUUUAAUAAACCAACAGCCCUUUCGAAACCUUGAGUUUUGUUUGACUUGCGCACUAAAGAUUAAGCUAUUUAUAAGGAAUAUAAAUACAUUCAAGAAACUUUGAAAAACUAUUGAAGGACAUGCAGAAUUAUUCCCAAGUAUGUAAAUUAGGUCAAAGUGCAACUUGCAUUGGUGUCUUUUGUUUCUAGGGUCUGUCUCACUAGAUAAAUAAACAACCCUCACAUAUUCUCUAUUUUUACAAAGAUAAAACAAGCAUUUUAUAACAUAUACUCUACCUGUAGGAAUGCAUAAACCUUGCACAGUGCAAGUAAAAUCAAGUACGUUCAUAUAUUUAAGAUGAUACAUCUACUUAAAUACCUAAAAUAAAUGGACAUUAUACAGCUUUGAGUUGGACAUACUUGGGAUGAAAGUUUUGUUGAGGAAUUUUAGAUUGUUUAUCCAAUUUCCAAACAUGAUUAUCGUCAUAUUGUUUGUUUUUACUCGCUCAUCAUUUGAAACGUGGUUCUUGAGGUUGGAUCACUAGUGGUGGAGAGCAGCAUUGGUUUACCAUUUUUCAAGAACUCAAAGGUUUCCUGUUUUGUUUUUUUUUGUCAUGAAUUUCAUGUUUUUUUUCCUCCCUACAAAUAACUGUACAUAUUCAUUCACAUCAACAUGAUCCAUUGAUUACCUUUGCUAUAAAGUGCAAAAAAAAAAAAAAAGCCUUACAUUCAGUCUGUUUAAAUAACAUAUGGUGUGGAAGAUGGACCUUGAUGACUCAGGUGGAGAUAUCAUCUUGUGCAUUUUAUAACAAAAAAAAAAAAUCAUCUCUAAGCAUGAACCUAAAAUAGCCAUAAGUGGUAGUGUGCACCAUGUGCCUUCUAGAGAAGUUGAAUUACUAUUUUUUAUUCGUUUAUUUCUAAAUUAGUCAAUAACAAGUGCUUUGUCACUACAACCGAGGAAUGUACUAUACUUGUACAUUUCAUAUAAACUCUUUGAGAGAUUGUAUACAUCUGUACUCUUGCUCUCGAAAUGUGCAAACUUUCUCCUGAGUUUUUAAGGGGAAAUGUCUCAUUUUACUGUAUAUUUCUAUACACAUAUUUAGCCAACUCUAAAGCCUUUUCCAUUGAGAAGAAGUAAUGCAUGCAUUUGAUUUUCUGUUUUUCAUUUCCUGUGUAAAUAAAAGUUUAAGCUAUGUCAAGAGAA
This is a messenger RNA of Cololabis saira (Pacific saury), 3053 nucleotides long. It is a transcript of the gene vps4b, whose product is annotated as vacuolar protein sorting 4 homolog B. Bases 130 to 1656 code for a protein of 508 amino acids. The transcript has 13 exons. Gene Ontology annotation, molecular function: ATP hydrolysis activity; ATP binding. The record is from RefSeq and is a predicted model, not a curated record. Gene Ontology annotation, biological process: endosomal transport; vacuole organization. NCBI's taxonomy places the organism in Eukaryota, Metazoa, Chordata, Actinopteri, Beloniformes, Belonidae.